AUGUUGCGCCCCAUACCGGCGGUCGGCCUUGCAAGUGCGCUCAUCCAAACUAUCGACUUCUCCAUCAACGCUUUACGCAAAGACCAUCCCAUCUUCCAGCCUAGCUCACCUUCGACAACACCGCUCGUGGAAAAUGCAGCCUUCCUACAAGAUAUCAUACACAAUCUCUAUCGCCUGACCGACCUAAUUGACAAUUCUGAGCUCAAAGAGCUGUACGACGAAAAAUCAGCGAAGAGCGCAAAAGCAGCCAAGAAACUUAGCGAGGCAGCGCUGCAAUUGCUAAAGCAUGCUGAGCUAGUCAAAGAAUUGACAGCUUCAUUCAUCGACGCGCUAAUCGCGGCGCAAGAGAAGGGAAAGUUUGGUGACCCGCGAUGGCCCACUGCGCGCGAAGCAUUAUUGAACGGGGUGUGGAAGAAGGCCAAUGUGACAGGUACAAAGAAGAAGUACCGUGCCCUUCGUCGCGACAUUGAGACGAGUUUACUGCUCGCUAUGCGCCAGUAUCUGGAUCAAUCCAUUGAGACUGGUCUCGCUCUGUUCAGCGGUGACGAAGGCGUACAUACGAAGCAUUGGGAAAAGUGGCAGAACCAAACCCUCGAUAUGAUCCACAGCAAUGAUUGGAAAAGCAGCAAGAAGAAGGAUGUAGAGGAGUUUUCCAAACAGGUUGAUGCGCUCAUCCAGGCGGAGAAGGAAGUGUACUUCCGCGCUACCAUCUUCGAGAGGCUGUGGUUCGAGGAGAUGGACGAAAGGAUGAAUAGCAUCGAUAGUUCCGUCGAUUUAGGGUUCGAGUGGGUGAUGGGAGACGGCUCGAGACAGGUUGGCGGUUUGCUGGAGUGGUUUACUAAUACGAGGGGCGAAGAAAUAUAUUGGCUCACCGGUGCGUCUUCAUCUCUUACUAUUCCGUCUUUCGAUCCCUGA
This is a messenger RNA of Alternaria novae-zelandiae, 915 nucleotides long. RefSeq lists its product as uncharacterized. The transcript has a single exon. Lineage: Eukaryota; Fungi; Ascomycota; Dothideomycetes; Pleosporales; Pleosporaceae. The coding region runs from base 1 to 915 and encodes 304 amino acids. The record is from RefSeq and is a predicted model, not a curated record.